AAAUAUUGACUUUUACACUUCUGUAUAUCUUGUGUUGACAAGUCAAAGCUGAAAAGACAUUUUUCAUAAAAUACUCUAGCCAACAGACUUGAUUUCUUACAUGAUAUCAUUGAACUACUUUUUUUGUUUAGCAAAUCAUGCCCAGGUGAUGUAGUUGCAAAUUAUUGAGAAUUCUCCUUUUUCAGAAUUCUCAUUGUAAAUAAUAUAAAAUGGUUCUCGAUUUUGAUGUUAAAACAUUUUGUCAAAAUUUGAGAGCCACCAAGCCUCCUUAUGAAUGCCCAGUGAAAUCUUGUGGGAAGAUUUAUAAAAGUUUCCCAGGUAUUCAGUUUCAUUUGUAUAAUUAUGAUCAUGAUAAUCCUCCAAUCCAACAUUCACCAUCAUCCAAAAUCCGAAAGAAAAAAGGGAAAUGGCAUCCACGAUCCAAUCGCAGAUCACCUUCUCCAAUGCAGAUUUCAUCUAGUCCCAGAGAAAGUUUGCGCUAUAAUGAACCUCAAAAAGUUGUGGAGGUUGAUUUAAAUGGACAGGUACAUCAUUUAAACAUUGCUGAACCAAUAGAUUUUGUACUUCAUGAUGGAACUGAAAACCAGAAAAAAAACGAACCCAAGCAAGAGAAAGUAGAAGUCAAGCACACAAAAGCCAAGAUCACAAAAGCAAGCAAGCAUUCGGAUGCAUCUAAAAAGCAAAAAGAGAUACCAACUAGUAUUCCCAAGUUGCCAGAAGCUUCCUUUAGAAUUAUUGAAGAUUAUAAUGCUCCUGAUGCUCCUCCCAUGCCUACUGCUUAUUAUCGUUUCAUUGAAAAAUCAUUAGAGGAAUUAGAUGAAGAUGUUGAAUAUGAUAUGGAUGAAGAAGAUUGUGUGUGGCUUGAUAUUAUGAAUGAGAGACGUAGAAAGGAAGAUUUAUCAGAAGUAUCUCCAGAUACUUUUGAACUUUUAAUGGAUCGUUUAGAAAAAGAAUCUUACUUUCAAAGCCAGUCAACUGGUAAAGAUUUGGGCCCAUCCAUUGAUGAAGAUGCAGUGUGUUGUAUAUGCAACGAUGGCGAAUGCCAAAAUUCUAAUGCUAUUCUUUUCUGUGAUAUGUGCAACUUGGCUGUUCAUCAAGAAUGCUAUGGAGUUCCUUACAUUCCUGAAGGACAGUGGUUAUGUAGAAGAUGCCUACAAUCUCCUUCAAGAGCAGUUGACUGUGUUUUAUGUCCUAAUAAGGGUGGGGCAUUCAAGCAGACUGAUGAUGGUAGAUGGGCUCAUGUUGUUUGUGCAUUAUGGAUACCUGAAGUCUGCUUUGCAAAUACAGUUUUUUUAGAGCCAUUAGAUAGCAUUGAGAAUAUACCACCAGCACGAUGGAAACUAUCUUGUUACAUUUGUAAACAAAGAAGUGUUGGAGCAUGUAUUCAAUGUCAUAAAGCAAACUGUUAUACUGCCUUCCAUGUAACAUGUGCACAACAAGCUGGGCUUUACAUGCGAAUGGAGGCUGUAAGGGAAAAUAAUGCAAAUGGAACGUCAUACAAUGUUCGCAAGACUGCAUAUUGUGAUGUGCAUGCUCCUGCUGACAUGGAUAGCAAUCAGGAUGAGGAUAGUGGUAAAACUGAUACAUUUAAGAAAGCCAAAGCCAAGGCUAAAUCUCGAGAAAAGAUGAAAAAAGCCAGGAAAAUUUUGGCAGAAAAACGAACUGCUGUACCUAUUAUAUCGCUUCCAACAAUCCCACCGGAGAGAUUGACCAAAAUAUCAAGUAUGGUAUCUAUGCCUAAAAAACAAUCUUUUUUGGAUAGAUUAUUAAGUUAUUGGAUAUUAAAACGCCAAUCAAGAAAUGGAGUUCCCUUGUUAAGAAGGCUGCAGACAGCUCAGUCUUCUCGUCGUGAUCAUGACAUUGACAAAGAAUGUGCAUCUUUAGGAGAGCAGUUGCAGUAUUGGCAAAAAUUGCGUCAAGAUUUGGAAAGAGCAAGGUUGUUAGUUGAAUUAAUUCGUAAAAGAGAAAAACUUAAAAGAGAGUAUACCCGAGCUCAUCAGCUAGUUACUGAAAUGGAAAUACAGCCUCUGAUAGUUAAAUUGAGGAGUGUUAUUGAGCAGUUGCGUGAACGAGAUGUUGGUGAAAUUUUUGCUAAACCUGUGGAUUUGAAUGAAGUUCCAGAUUAUUUAGAGUACAUCAAACACCCUAUGGAUUUAUCAACAAUGUUGAAAAAAGUAGAGGCAUACAAAUAUAAAAGUUUUGAUGCUUUUGAGAGUGAUUUUAAUUUAAUGAUAAAAAAUUGUUUGUCUUACAAUUCAAAGGAUACAGUCUUUUAUAGAGCUGCUUUGAAGAUGAGAGAACAAGGAGGCUUUAUAUUACGAGAAGCUAGGAAAUUCAUUGCUGCAAAUUUUGAUUUUAAAACUGGUUUGUUUUUAGAUAAAGGCCCUAAAAUUGAAGAAGAUUCUAAAUCUAGUGAUGCAGAAGAUAAUAGAAAUGAGAAGCCGUCUUCUACACCAGAAAGACAAUUGGAAAGAAUUUUGCAUAAAUUAGAUGAAGCUCAUAAAAUGAAACUAGGUGUUUCUCGUACAAGAAGAAUUAAACGGCUACGAAUGGAAGCAAAUAUUUUGAGGAGAAAAAUAUCUAUAAGAGCUUCUUUACAUCGCAAAAGGAAACGUCUUGGAACAGAUUCACAAACAUUUUCAUCUGAAAUAAAAUCUGAACCAAAUGAUACAAGUUUGCUGAAUGCAAACGAAAGUUCUCACUCAACUGGUGGUAAAUCUAGAGUAAAACAAGAAGAUUCUCAAAUUGUACAAGAUUCUAAAGUUGAAAAAGAAUUUCAGAAAUCAAAAUCGCGUAUGGAUCAAGACAAAUCAAAAGAUGAAAUUAAUGUAUUUACUAGUUGUAGACGAAAAGGAAGAUUUAAAAAACUUGAUAAAUCUACUCAAAAAGCCAAAAAAGCUGAUGAUGUUCCUCGUAGUUUGACAAGAAAUAGAGCAAGAACUAAAGAAUCUCUUCAUGAAAUGGAGGAAAAAUCCGAAAAUAUAAAAACUGAAACACCGACAUCCGAUCUUCGUGGUAAAUUUAGAACAAGAGCAAAACGUAAGGAUUCUUUAAAUGAAGAAGAUGAUAGUGCCCCUCAUAACAAAGUUAAAAUCAAAGAAAAAGAUAAUACAACCAUAGAAAAGGACAAAAAGUUUCUUAGAACACCUUUACGAAGAGCUGCAAAAGAAGGAGUUCAUAAUAUGAUAUUUACUGAUACAGAUGAUGAUGAUAAGUGCUCAUCAGAUUUCCCACCUGUUUCUCCACAAAAAGCUAUCUUUUAUGGUCGAAACUUAAGAAAUCAUGGAACUGAUAGCACUGAUGAACAGGUUGAAUGUAGUCCUCGUGUUGGCAGACCUAGGAAGUGUCAGAAAGUGCCUCUAAAAUCUGUAAGUAAUAAACUUAAAAAUCUGUCACCUCCUCCACCAUCAUUAUCAAAACCUUUAAAGGGUUCCCCAGCAGCAUCUGAAUCAGUCUCAUCUCAAGAUUCUAAAAUACAAAAAAGCCCACCAUCAGCUUCUAUUUCACCUAAGUCUCUAAAAACUAGUUCACCUCCAAUUUUAAAACCUCAAAUUUCUAUCGGGCAUCAUGAUUCUGAUACAGAAAAAUCUCAAGCUGAGACUGAGAAAAGCCAAACUUCAGCUAUGAAAAAAUCUCAUAAACGUGAGGGCUCCCCUAAAACUUCUGUAAAUAUGAGGACACGUCGGUCAAUGGUGACUAGAAGAGAAAGUCUCAAGGAGGUCAGUUCAGAAGCCAGUGAACCUGAAACUGACAAGUCAUCAUCAGAAAUGAAGGAAAGAGAAACCAGAAGCAAAAGUGCUAGAGCACAGAGUCGAUCUCAGUCAGAAAAUGAUGUCCUUUCAACUUCUAGAAAAGGGCUUAGAAAGAAUCGAUCUACUAGUCUGACCACUGAAGGUGAAUCAAUGAAAAAGAAAACAUCAGCAUUAGGCAGUACAACUUCUGUUUGUCUUUCUCAGUUUUCUACCCCUUCUGUUCCUCAAACAGAUAGUUUUAAAGUCUACAGAUCUAAUAACCAAGACCAUGGCACAGAUUCAGAUGAUAAUAAUACUGAGUCUAGUAGUAUUUCAACAAAAAGUACUAGUAGUUCGGGUUCUGAUGGAGAUUCAGAUACAGAUAGUGAUGGAGAAAGAUCUCAGUCUGGAUCGAAGAAGGACAAGAGUCUAAAUUCUUCUGUGGAAUUCAAUGCUGAAGAACAGCAGCAUCUCAUUGAGCUACAACCUUUAGAUCUGGUUUGGGCAAAAUGUCGAGGAUAUCCUUGGUAUCCAGCAUUAAUCAUAAGUCCAAAUAUGCCCAAUUCUGGGUACUUCCACAAUGGUGUGCCCAUUCCUGUUCCACCAGAAGAUGUUUUGGCACUAAAGUCUAAUUAUGAAGAAGAUGUAUAUUUAGUAUUAUUUUUCGAUACUAAAAGGACGUGGCAAUGGCUUCCUCGAAAUAAAUUGGAACCACUAGGUGUAGAUUCUAAGUUAGAUAAGGCACGACUUGUUGAAUCAAAAAAAGCUGCAGAGCGCAAGGCAGUGAAAAAGGCAUUUGAAAAUGCUAUACUUCACAGGUGCCGUGUGACUGGUGAGUCAACAAUUAUAUCUAAUGAAUCUGGUGAAGAAAGUUAAAACUGACAGAUUGACUUGUAAAGAACACUUUUCAUAUCAUAUUUUAAAUUUAUUUAUUUGAAAUAUAAUUUGUAUAAAAUGUAAAUUUGUAUAUUCUGUGUAGAAGACCUUAUGCCAAAAUUUUACUCCAAGUUUUGAAAUGAAGAAACUAUAUAAACAAAGUUAUUAAUGUACAGAUGAGAACAAAGCUUUUUUUUCCCCACUUCAUAACAUGCCACUUUCUUCAAUGACAAGUGAUUUAUUUUUUUUUCUUUUUCAAACCUGCUGUAGCAAUAUGAGAUCAUUAUCAUGUAAACUGAUAUUUGUAGCUGCAUUUUAUAACUUCAUAAGAAAACUCUUAAGUGCUGUUUUCUUUUAUAUGAGCCUACUUGUUCCCAUUUUACGAAAGACUAAAUAUUGGACAUCUUGAUCUGCAAAUAGAUUUUGCAUUUCUUUCUGCCAUUUUACAGUAGUUCUAAACAUGCCAUUGUGAGGAGAUGCACUGGCAUUGACUAUUUCUAAACAUGGACUUGCUGAAUCUCAGUGCUUGCUUAAGUUUGUGGAUAUCCUCCCAUGCACUGAAGAACUGAAGCAAGAAUUGGACGAAAUAAAGGAAGAAGCAGAAGCUUUGAUGGAAGUGCAGAAAGAAUUAAAAUGCAAAAUUGAUAAAGAAUUGGAUGUUGUGUGCAAGAAAAUAAUGGACUUGCAGAGCAGAAGUGGAUGCAAGACUGAACAAUCAAAAGCAGCUGCAACAGUGUUGAAAAGUCGUAUGGCGAACUUAGAAGUAAAAUGAGAACAACAAAAGUGAUUAAAAGUGCAGCUUAAAAAAAAAAAAAAUAUCUAUUCAUGUUGUUCUUGAGAGCAAAAUGGUACAUAUACUUUACUUAAAAGUUUUUUUUUUGUAUUUUAAAGCUUGUGUAUUUUGAAUUUUUUUCACAAUAAUAUUUAAUUUUAAAAGUUGCAAUAAUAUAAUUAUAUUUUGCAUACUUUUAUCGAUUGUAUGCUUUUAAUAUUUGGGUUAUGGAAGCACAUCUUUUAUAGAAACCAUAGGUUACAUCAAAAGACUGAUUGGUAUUUUUUUUAUCCAUUUUAUCAUGAUUAAAUAGCUUUAUACUAUAUUAAUGUAUUAUUUUUAAUAAUCGUAACUCUUCUAAACAUCAGUAAGUUGCUAGAUAAAUUAUGUAUGUUGUUGAUAUUAUUUAUUAUUAAAUUAUUAAUUUUUUUUUCUUAUCUCACCUAGACACCACAAAGCCUUAGCAUAAUUCAUAUUGAUAUUAGUUAUUAUUACCUGAUUAAAACUGUUUUUUAAAUUUUUAAUUGAAUACUCAUAGAUUUUUUUUAAAGAAAUAAUUGCACCAACCCUUUAAAUUAAGAAAUCAAAUUAAUAUAACAAAUAUAAUUAAUUGUGCAAUGCUCAUUAAAUGUGAAAGCUGCCAUAACAAAAAAGAAUUUUUUUACUUAAACAAAAGCUUUAUUUUUAAUUUUUAUAUAUAUAUAUAUAUAUAAAGCAAUUAUUUUAGAAAGCAUAAGUGACAUUAACAGUAUUUUCAUUGGUGUUUAAAAAAUUAAUGAUUUUUUUUUUGUGAAUAGUGUACAAUAUCUCUAUGUAACUUAAUUUUCUUGUAUUGGAUUCUAAAAUUUUGUUAUUGUAAGAAGUCUAACCAUAUACUGUACAAAAGUGUUGACAGACAUUCCUAUUUAAUAAACUUUCAAAUGCAAUAAAUAUUAUAAUUCGCUUUUAAAAAUUGUAUAUGAUUUUGACUGCUGAGAUAUUAAAUGAAUUCUAAUAAUGUAUACUUGUUAUUUAUUCAAAAAUUUGUGAGAGGGCGAUGAGUUCUGAAAUAUUAAUCUUUUCAUUUGUGUUUAUAUAAUCACAAACAGUUGCUUGUAUGAGCAUUGUUAUUUCUUGAAUAAUUGUAUAUGCACUUUGGAAGCAGCAUAUUACUUUUUAAAAAAUUAAGUAUAUGAUUUUUGUAAAUACACCAUAUAGAGAUUUUAAGUAUAUUUCUUGCAAAUAACAUGGAUAAUUUUUUUUUUCAAAUAUAAAAGCUGCAAAACUUAUUAUUAUUAUUUCUCUAUUAUUUGCCUUUGCUCCCUGCCCAUUUUUUCAAUAUAAAAUAUAAAUUAUUAUUACAUUACAGACUAAUUUACUUCAUUUUUUGCACAAAAUUUUUAAGUUUCAAUUUUUUUCUAGAAAAUAAAUUAUUCAUUUUUUGAAUUCUAUUUUUCAAUUGUAAUUGCAUUUAUCUUUUGUAAAUUUAAUUUGAGUUUCAUCUAAAAGUUUUUUUUAUGAAUAAAAUGUAUAUUGGUUUAUUGUUUUUUUAAGUUUUAGGAUAAUCGUGCAAUAUCUUUAAAAAAAUUUGUUUAAUUUCAUAAGUGAACAUAAAUUAAAAUUGAAUUAUUCUUUUGUUAAAAUUAUCCAAACCUUUGUUUUUAAAUAUUGCAUAUGUCUACUGCCUUCAUUAAAACAUAGUAUGAAAAUGUUGUCUGUACGGUGAAAAAUAGUAACCGUUGUAUUCAUAAAUUUUUGUAGUGUGCUAUGCAUAUAUUAAAUUUGAGCAAAUGACAUUUGUAGAAUAAAUUUUAUUCACAUA
This is a messenger RNA of Argiope bruennichi, 7180 nucleotides long. RefSeq names its product peregrin-like (gene Br140). Bases 210 to 4607 code for a protein of 1465 amino acids. The transcript has 3 exons. The record is from RefSeq and is a predicted model, not a curated record. Gene Ontology annotation, cellular component: MOZ/MORF histone acetyltransferase complex. Gene Ontology annotation, biological process: regulation of transcription by RNA polymerase II. Gene Ontology annotation, molecular function: protein binding. Lineage: Eukaryota; Metazoa; Arthropoda; Arachnida; Araneae; Araneidae.